UCAGAUAUUUCAGGACGUGGAUGCAAGACUGUCAAAAAAGGCGAUGAGUCUUACAGUGAAAGUAUCAACAUCCCUAAGAUGAAAUGGACUGAAACACCGGCUGUUAUUUCCAAAGGAAAACGUAAGUAAAGUCACUUCCCAGAUUUGAACGACUAGAUUCCAUGUUGCCAUUCGUCCACUCAGUAAUAUAUCACAGAUAACCUCAAAAUUGUGAUAAGAACAAAAAGAGUGGCACAUGACGCGCAGCUGAGUGUGUCACAGACGUCCUUCUAACAUUUUGACGUCACCAGUGAGGUAUUAGCGAGAGCACAGUGGCAACAUUCAAUUUAGUUGUCUUAGUUAGUUGUCUGUAUCAUAAAAAAGCAAAAUUUUGUGACGCUGACGUCAUCUGCGCUUUAUCCUUCUUCUAACAGAUGAUAAGUGAAAACAAAUCAAAAUGUCCGUGUAUAAUUCAAGAAUAUAGUAAUAAUAAGAAAUAGAACCACUAAAAACGAAAUGGUUUCAAUUUUUUUUUUCUUCAUCGAUUUUUCAUUAAUUCGUCAAAUUCUAUCUUCUUCUCGAAUCAUUUCACGGCCCUUCAAACUCUCAUAGGCGAAUACCGGGUGAUUGGAAGAGUUGUACAUAUGGACUAUGUACAAGAAUAUCUUGCUACAAAAGAGAAUAUGAAGUUAGGAAACGUCCAGGGGAAACCUAAUCGUGUCCAACUUGAAGUCCUGGCCGAUACUGUGUACAUCGAGGUGUGUAAAAGAGUAGUUUGAAUAGCGAAACUUUCAUAUAGGAACUUCUUGAUUUUCAGCAACCCGCGGGAAGGGUUUGAGUCAAAAAGUUCACGAUUUACUUAUUAUAGAGUUAAUGAUAACUUUAUUACAAUCUCUGGACUUAUCAAUUUACAUCAUCAACUCAGUUGAUAAAACCGAAUUAUUUGUUGUACCCCAACUGAUGCAGCCCCGCAGUUGCUUUACAAACUUGUCCCCUUGUCUCUUUUUGGCUCUUAGGAAUACGAAAUACAAAUAAAUACUGAAACAAAUGUUUUUUAUCAGGGCGUGAUCAGGAUGCGAGGUAUUAAAAAACUCACAGUUUAUAGCCGCAAAGUUGUUUCCGGGAAGGACAGUCAGCUGGAUGUCAGAGCUCCUACUUUGAGUCCGCAAUAUGAUACUAGUUUGUCACUGGCUCCUGGCACUCCUGGGGUACCAGGACAGAACGGAGUGGCUGGACCUAAAGGUACUGGGGUAAAGAGAAAUAGAGAAUUCUAUGCAUUGGUGCAAAGGCAUUAG
Pocillopora meandrina is the source of this 1274-nucleotide messenger RNA. Lineage: Eukaryota; Metazoa; Cnidaria; Anthozoa; Scleractinia; Pocilloporidae. The record is from the annotation of a GenBank genome assembly.